Chara braunii is the source of this 1207-nucleotide messenger RNA. The record is from the annotation of a GenBank genome assembly. NCBI's taxonomy places the organism in Eukaryota, Viridiplantae, Streptophyta, Charophyceae, Charales, Characeae.
GCUCGACCACACCGUACUCAUCUACCUUGAUGAUAUCCUGGUUUAUACUCUGAUGCUGGACAAGCACCUCGAGCACCUUCGCGCCGUUUUGGAGCGGCUUCGUAUCGCCAAGUACAAGGCGAACCUCGACAAGUGCGAGUUUGCCCAGCAAGACUUGGAGUACUUAGGCCACUACGUGAUGCCGCAAGACAUUCGUCCGCUCGCGGACAAAAUACAAGGCAUUCAAGAUUGGCCGGACCUCAAGUGUACUACCGUCGUCCGCUUCUUUUUGGGCUUAGCAUCAUAUUACAUGCGCUUCAUCAAAGGGUUUCAACGGAUCGCUGCACCAUUGUCGCGACUUCAGUCCCCCUUGGUGCCCUUCAAGUUCAGCGGUGAAGCCCGGCAUGUGUUCCACAUGAUGAAGACAACUUUGCUUCAAGCUCCCGUCUUAAGCAUCUAUGACCCGACCUUGCCUACCAACGUGACUACGGACGCUUCCGACUACGGCAUUGGCGCGGUUUUGGAACAGCAUGACGGCACAAACUGGCAUCCGGUUGAGUACUUCAGCCAGAAGGUGCCGCCCAUCAACACUCUUGAUGAUGCGAGGAAAAAGGAACUCCUAGCUUUCGUCACCGUACUUAAGCGUUGGCGUUAUUUCCUCCUCGGGCGUCGACGAUUCACGUGGGCAAUGGACAACAAUCCGUUGACUUAUUACAAGAUGCAAGACAUGGUGAGCAGCACAAUCGGUCGGUGGAUGUACUUCAUUGACCAGUUCGACUUCACCUCCAAACACAUUCCGGACUCCUCGAACAAGUCAACGGAUGCUCUCUCACGAAGACCAGAUCUUUGCGCCUUGGUGCACUCCACAUUCAGCCUCGACGAGGACCUGCAACAGCAUUUCGUAAACGGCUACAAGUCGGAUCCAGGAUCCUCCACACUCUAUGCGGACUUAUCAUCGGAUCAUCCGUCGACAAGCAAUUAUCACAUUGUCGACGGCUACUUGCUCCUCCAUACACGAGGCAAGGACUUGUUGUGUGUUCCCCAAGACCGCAUCUUGCGCACUCGCCUCCUUGGCGAAUACCACGAUUCACGGCUGGCGGGACACCUUGGCGUCGCGCACACUUGCACGACUCCGCCACCGAUUUCACUAGUCGGACAUCAUCAGCGAUAACAACCAGUACAUUCAGUCAUGUGCAGUUUGCAACCGGAACAAAGGGCGCCAUCAGCU